Molecule: messenger RNA, 828 nt
Organism: Staurois parvus
Lineage: Eukaryota; Metazoa; Chordata; Amphibia; Anura; Ranidae
Source: the annotation of a GenBank genome assembly
AUGUGUGACCCGCACAAAGGACUUUAUUGUGACUACAGCAGGGACAUGCCUAGGUAUGAAGUAGGUGUCUGCGGACAGAUGACAGGAGUAGGUUGUGUUCUCAAUGGUGUACGCUAUGUAAACAUGCAGAGCUUCCAACCAAACUGCAAGUACAACUGCACAUGUCUGGAUGGUGCCGUGGGUUGCGUUCCCCUCUGCGUAAACUCCCGUCCACCUCUCGUCUGGUGUCAGAACCCCAAGCGGAUUAAGCUGGCAGGAAAAUGUUGUGAACAAUGGGUUUGUGACGACUCCAAGAGGUUCCGAAAAGCUACUCCCCGCCAUAUUGCUUCUCCUGUUUAUCGUGAAGAAAGUGAAACCUGGCAGAAGAACUGCAUCACCCAAACAACUCCUUGGAGCCCAUGUUCUAAGACGUGUGGAAUGGGGAUAUCUACGCGCAUCUCAAACGAUAAUGACAGGUGUAAACUCCAUACAGAGAGCCGCCUGUGCAACCUGAGACCCUGUGAGGUGGACAUCACACAGCACUUCCGGGCGGGCAAAAAAUGCUUAGCAGUGUAUCGCGAACCAGAAUCGAAGAACUUCACAAUCUCAGGCUGCAUAAGCAGAAGAGCCUACAGACCCAAAUACUGCGGAGUGUGCACUGAUGACCGGUGCUGCACACCCUACAAAUCCAAAACCAUCAAAGUCCAUUACGACUGCCCCGACGGCACCAACGUGACCUGGAAUGUCAUGUGGAUUAAUGCUUGCUUCUGUAACCUCGGCUGCAAAAAGAUUAAUGACAUUUUUUCAGAGCUGGUGAGCUAUCACGAUUAUACCGAAAUAGUGAACUGA